GAAGAACCAAUUCUUUCAAGAGAAUUCUCUCUCUACCCCCUCCGCUGUGAGGAUCAUUUUUACCACAACAAUAUUGGAGUUGAUAUACUCAAGAAUGAGAUAUUCUAUCUCAAAAGACAAAUAAGAACCACCUUUUAUGAUGAUACCAUCGCUUUUCGCCCUUGCUACCAUGCGACGCCUAUGUUGCCAGGAGCGAAAUCGACCUAG
This is a messenger RNA of Racocetra persica, 207 nucleotides long. The record is from the annotation of a GenBank genome assembly. NCBI's taxonomy places the organism in Eukaryota, Fungi, Glomeromycota, Glomeromycetes, Diversisporales, Gigasporaceae.